Chelmon rostratus (copperband butterflyfish) is the source of this 5130-nucleotide messenger RNA. Its product is annotated as vitellogenin-2-like. Lineage: Eukaryota; Metazoa; Chordata; Actinopteri; Chaetodontiformes; Chaetodontidae. Bases 1 to 5130 code for a protein of 1709 amino acids. Gene Ontology annotation, molecular function: lipid carrier activity. The transcript is spliced from 34 exons. The record is from RefSeq and is a predicted model, not a curated record. Gene Ontology annotation, biological process: lipid transport.
AUGAGGGUGCUUGUACUUGCUCUCGCUGUGGCUCUUGCAGCCGGUCUCCAGGUCAACUUUGCCCCAGAGUUUGCUGCCGGAAAGACCUACGUGUACAAAUAUGAAGCACUUCUUAUGGGUGGCCUGCCUGAGGAGGGUCUGGCACGGGCUGGUGUGAAAGUCCGGAGCAAAGUCUUAAUCAGUGCAACCGCUGCCGGCACCUUCAUGCUGAGACUUGCCGACCCUGAAAUCUUUGAGUACAGCGGCAUCUGGCCCAAAGAUGCUUUCAUCCCGGCCACCAAGCUCACCUCAGCCCUGGCUGCUCAGCUCUUGACACCCAUCAAGUUUGAGUAUGCUAACGGUGUUGUCGGCAAAGUGUUUGCACCGGCUGGUGUCUCUGCAACUGUGCUGAAUAUCUACAGGGGAAUCCUCAACAUCGUCCAGCUGAAUGUCAAGAAGACUCAGAAUGUCUAUGAGCUGCAAGAGCCUGGCGCUCAGGGUGUGUGCAAGACCCACUAUGUCAUCACUGAGGACGCAAAGGCUGACCGCAUCCUGUUGACCAAGACCAAGGACCUGAACCACUGCCAGGAGAGAAUCAUCAAGGACAUUGGCUUGGCUUACACUGGGAGAUGCAUUGAGUGUGAGGCUAGAGGACAGACCAUGAAGGGAACUGCUGCUUUUAACUACGUCAUGAAGCCAGCAGCCUCAGGUGCUCUGAUCUUGGAGGCAACUGCUACAGAGCUCAUCCAGUUCUCACCUUUCAACAUCUUGAACGGCGCUGCCCAGAUGGAGGCUAAGCAAAUCCUGACCUUCCUGGAGAUCGCCAAGAGCCCAGUGGAGCCUAUCAGAGCUGAAUAUCUUCACCGUGGAUCCCUGCAGUACGAGUUUGGUAGCGAGCUUCUCCAGACACCCAUCCAGCUUCUGAGGAUCAGCAAUGCUGAGGCUCAGAUCGUUGAGAUUCUGAACCACCUGGUGGCCUUCAAUGUGGCCAAGGUCCAUGAAGACGCCCCCCUGAAGUUCAUUGAGCUCGUCCAGCUGCUGCGUGUGGCCAGAUUUGAGAGUAUUGAGGCCCUCUGGACUCAGUUCAAAGCUAGAGCAGAUUACAGGCACUGGAUCCUGAAUGCUGUCCCUGCCAUUGGUACUCAUGCUGCUCUGAGGUUCCUCAAGGAGAAGUUCAUUGCUGGUGAUGUGACUGUUGCUGAAGCUGCUCAAGCCCUGCUGGCAUCUGUGCACAUGGUGACAGCUGAUCUGGAGGCCAUCAAGCUUGCGGAGGGCCUGGCAAUGAACCACAAGGUCCAAGAAAAUCCAGUUCUGCGUGAGAUUGCCAUGCUGGGCUACGGCACCCUGGUUGCAAAAUACUGUGCAGAGAACCCAGCAUGCCCAGCUGAGUUUGUGAGGCCAAUCCAUGAACUUGCAGUCCAGGCUCUUGCCAAAGGUGACAUUGGGGAGCUUGUUGUCGCUCUCAAGGUUCUGGGUAAUGCUGGACAUCCUGCCAGCCUUAAGCCAAUCAUGAAGCUCCUGCCUGGCUUCGGCAGUGCCGCUGCUAGUCUGCCACACAGAGUUCACAUUGAGGCUGCUCUGGCCUUGAGGAACAUCGCUAAGUUGGAACCCAAGAUGAUCCAGGAGCUAGCUGUGCAGCUGUUCAUGAACAAGGCUGUCCACCCAGAGCUCCGCAUGGUUGCUGCUAUCGUGCUGUUUGAGACCAAGCUGCCCAUGGGUCUGGUGACUACUCUUGCUGAUGCCCUCUUGAAAGAAAAAAAUCUGCAGGUCGCUAGCUUUGUCUACUCUUACAUGAAGGCCAUGACCAAGAACACUGCCCCUGACUUUGCCUCUGUUGCUGCCGCCUGUAACGUGGCUGUGAAGAUCCUCAGCCCCAAAUUCGACAGGCUGAGCUACCGCUUCAGCAGAGCUCUCUAUUUUGAUGCCUACUACAACCCCUGGAUGAUGGGGGCUGCUGCCAGUGCCUUCUAUGUCAACGAUGCUGCAACUCUUCUUCCAAGAGCCAUUGUGGCCAAAGCUCGCACCUACCUGGCAGGAGCUUACGCUGAUGUUCUUGAGCUUGGAGUGAGAACUGAGGGAAUCCAAGAGGCCCUUCUGAAAAUCCACGAGGCCCCUGAGAAUGCAGACAGGAUCACCAAGAUGAAGCAAGUUAUAAAGGCUCUUUCUGACUGGAGGGCUCAUCCUUCCAGCCAGCCCCUGGCCUCUGUGUAUGUGAAAUUCUUUGGACAGGAAAUUGCAUUUGCCAACAUUGACAAAGCCAUCAUCGAUCAGGUUAUUGAGCUUGCCAACGGACCAGCAGUUCACACUUAUGGCAAGCAGGUUUUGGAUGCUCUGCUGUCUGGUUUUGCAGUCCAUUAUGCUAAGCCAAUGCUGGUUGCUGAGGUUCGUCGCAUCUUUCCCACUGCUGUCGGUCUGCCUAUGGAGCUCAGUUUCUAUACUGCUGCAGUGGCUGCUGCAGCUGUUGAAUUCCAAGCCACAGUGUCACCACCUCUGCCUGAGAACUAUCACGCUGCCCAGCUUCUGAAGUCUGAUGUCAGCAUGAGGCUUGCCAUUUCUCCAAGUGUUUCCAUGCAUACCUAUGCAGUCAUGGGAGUGAAUACUGCUUUCAUCCAGGCUGCCCUGCUGUCAAGAGCCAGGGUUUACACAGUUGUUCCUGCAAGGAUGGAAGCAAGAAUUGACAUGAUCAAGGGCAACUUCAAGCUUCAGUUCCUGCCUGUUCAGGGCAUCGAUAAGAUUGCAUCUGCAAUUGUGGAGACCUUCGCUGUUGCAAGAAAUGUGGAAGACCUCGCAGCUGCCAAAAUCACACCAAUGAUUCCAAAUGAACCUGCAACACAGCUGUCAUGGGAGUUGUUCUCUUCAAAGAUUUCUGGGAUGUCGUCCUCUCUGGCUGGUGGCAUGUCAGCAUCCUCUGAAAUCAUUCCUGUUGACCUGCCAAGAAGAAUUGUCAGCAAACUGAAAUACCCCAAGGCCUUCGUGAAGAAAAUGUGUGCAGCAAUUGAAACCUUCGGCCUCAAGGCAUGCACUGAGAUUGAAUCUCGCAACGCCGCCUUCAUCAGAGACUGCCCACUCUAUGCCAUGAUUGGAAAACACGCUGUCCUUGUUGAGGUUGCUCCAGCUGCUGGACCCGCCAUCGAGAAGAUUGAAAUUGAGAUUCAGGUAGGAGACAAAGCAGCAGAGAAGAUCAUCAAAGUGAUUAACAUGAGUGAGGAAGAGGAAAUCCUCGAGGACAAGAACGUGCUGAUGAAACUCAAGAAGAUCCUGGUUCCUGGUCUGAAGAACAGAACAGCUUCCUCCAGCUCCAGCAGCUCUCGUUCCCUCAGCUCUCGCUCCAGCAGCUCCCGUUCGAGCGCCUCCUCCUCUGUAUCCUCCAAGUCCUCCUCCAGCUCCUCCUCUCGUCGCAAUAGCCAGGUCGAUGUUGUUGCCCCCAUCAGCAAGACAUCAAGGAGAGUGAGCAGCCGCUCCAGCAGUUCUUCCAGCAGCAGAUUGAGCCUUCGCUCAAGGAGCUCCUCCAGCAGUGCUUCGAGCAGCCGCUCAUCUGUCCUGUCCAGCAGCCGCUCUUCGAGCUCCAGUUCCAGCUCCUCCAGGUCCAGCUCCCUGUCCAAGCAGGAACUGUAUAAGAUGAAGUUUACCAAAAACCACAUCCACCAGCAUGCCCUGUCUACAGCUCGCGCCAACAGCAAGAGCAGUGCCUCCAGCUUCGAAGCCAUCUACAAUAAGGCCAAGUACCUCGCUAAUGCCAUCAAUCCUGCUGUCACCAUCCUCAUCCGUGCUGUGAGAGCCGACCACAAGGUUCAGGGAUACCAGAUUGCUGCUUACUUUGACAGAUCUACUGCCAGAGUCCAGGUCAUUUUUGCCAACCUGGCCGAGAGCGACCGCUGGAGAAUCUGUGCUGAUGGUGUGAUGCUGAGCAGCCACAAGUUGAUGGCCAAGGUUGCCUGGGGCAUUGAGUGCAAACAAUACCAAACUGAAAUCACAGCUGAGACUGGUCUUAUGGGUCGAGAGCCUGCAGUCCGCCUAAAGGUGACCUGGGACAAACUUCCAAGGAGCAUGAAGCAGUAUGCAAAGGAGCUCUCUGAGUACAUUUCCCGCAUUGCUCGGGAAGCUGGAAUAAGCCAGGCAAAGUUCAAGAAUGUCCGUAAUCAGAUCAAACUGAGUGUGGCUGUUGCUUCUGAGACAAGCCUGAAUAUUGUGCUGAAGACACCAAAGAGGACCAUUUACAAACUUGGUGUGACUGUCCCUGUUUCUCUGCCAUUCGGAGACACUGCUGCUGAGCUGGAACACUACCAGAGCUACUUUCCUGACAAGAUCUCCUACAUGUUCACCAAGGCUUAUGCAGCUGAGUGUGCCAUGGUCAAAGACACAGUGACCACAUUCAACAACAGGAAAUACAAGAACGAGAUGCCCCACGCUUGCUACCAGGUUUUGGCUCAGGAUUGCACCCCAGAAGUUAAAUUCAUUGUUCUGCUGAAGAGGGACGAAACACAGGAACAGAACCAGAUCAAUGUGAAGAUUGCAAACAUUGAUGUUGACAUGUAUCCAAAGGACAACGCUAUCAUGGUGAAGGUUAAUGGAGUUGAAAUCCCCAUCAGCAACCUGCCGUAUCAGCAUCCCACAGGCAAAAUUCAGAUCAGACAGAGAGGUGAGGGCAUCGCUCUCCAUGCUCCCAGCCAUGGUCUUCAGGAGGUCUACUUUGAGCUGAACGCAUUGAAGGUUAAAGUUGUGGACUGGAUGAAGGGACAGACUUGUGGACUUUGUGGAAAGGCUGAUGGUGAAAUCAGACAGGAGUACCGCACACCCAACAAUCGCCUGACCAAGAACGCAGUCAGCUACGCCCAUUCCUGGGUUCUGCCUGGAAAGAGCUGCCGUGAUGCCUCUGAGUGUUACAUGAAGCUUGAGUCUGUGAAGUUGGAGAAGCAGGUGAUCCUCCAUGGCCAGGACUCCAGAUGCUACUCUGUUGAGCCUGUGCUGCGCUGCCUGCCUGGUUGCAUGCCAGUGAGGACCACCACGGCCACUGUUGGCUUCCACUGCGUGCCUGCUGAGACUAGCCUGAACCGCUCUGACGGUCUGAGCAGCAUCUACGAGAAGAGCAUUGACCUGCAAGAAACAGCAGAAGCCCAUUUGGCCUGUCGCUGCACUGCUCAGUGCGCUUAA